Messenger RNA from Sitodiplosis mosellana (orange wheat blossom midge), 1668 nucleotides. RefSeq lists its product as uncharacterized. The record is from RefSeq and is a predicted model, not a curated record. The transcript is spliced from 2 exons. Bases 337 to 1473 code for a protein of 378 amino acids. Lineage: Eukaryota; Metazoa; Arthropoda; Insecta; Diptera; Cecidomyiidae.
CUUUAAUUUAAAUUAAUUAAUUUAAUUAAUUGUUAUUUUCAACAUUCAACGAAAUUUCUUUCAAAAUGACAAGUAAACAUAAAGUGAUAGUAAAGUAUUGAAAAAUGAGCGCCUGUAUACGAUACAUAAUCUUAUGUGCAAAUGCAAUUCAAGGGGAAUCAUCACAAAAUCAGUCGGAGAUUUUCAAAUUAAAAAUCGAUCAUUUUGAAGAUUUAUUCGAUUGGAUCUCACUAAAAGAUUUGAUAGCAUUGGGAAGAACAUGCAAACGAAUGCAACAAAUUGUCGGUUACUAUUUACGAACUAAUUAUCCAGCUAUUUAUUUGGAAUGUGGAAGAUAUGGUAUUUAUUGGUUUUUUGGAUGGAUUCGACGUGGCUCCAGACAGUAGUCCUUGGGAGAUAACGAGAGACCGUGUUCCGUAUAUGAAACCCAAUCGAUUCAAUUGGCUCAAUGAAAUUUUACUGAGGCGAGUUAAAUUGACCACCAAUGGAAUUGCACGCAUUAAACCGAUUUUGCAUAGAGUGGAAAUAUUAAAAUUAAAAUUCUCAUAUUUUAGGGAUCAAACAAAAGAAUUCUAUGAAAAUUUCCUUCAAUUUUGUUCAAAUCUAAAACAUUUGUGUAUUAAAUCUGGAAGAGAUAACAUCGUUGGCAUUGAUAACAAAUGGCUACUACGAAAGUAUCCAAUGCUUGAGCAUUUAGAGUUGGUUUCAAGUCCUGCGAAACCAAUUAUUGAGUUGGAGACAUUUUUUAAUCAAAAUUUAAAUAUCAAACAUUUGGCAUUGAAUGUUGAAUUCCUUUUAGCAAAUUUAACUACGAUAAAAAAUAUUCAACACAAAUUCAAUGUUAUGAGCAUUUUUUUCGGCAUAUGUAGAAAUAAAUAUGCAUUGGCUGGAGAUGCUUUAAAUGAUUUGUAUGAAAUGGGAAGGUUCAUGGAAUUGCAUGUAUAUUAUCGUGCAUUGUGUUGCCCAUUUGAUAAAACCUCAGUUGAUGAAUUGAUGUCGUACCAAGGACUUACAAAAUUGCACACGAAUCACUACAAAAACAGUGUUGAUCUGUCCCCCUUGAACACUUUGCAGGAACUUUGUUAUUUUGGGAAACGUUCUUUAAUUACAAACGUGCAGGUGCUAGCUAAAAGUCUCAUUAAUCUGGAAAUCAUUCAUUUUUUGAACGCUGAAUUAAGUGAUAUUAUGCCAUUUAUUCAAUAUUCUUUGAAAUUGAAGAAAAUUAUCAUUUAUAAUUUAAAAGUAAAUGAAAAUGUCUUAGAUGUAAAUAUUCUGGAUAACGAACGAAAAACAUUGAUUACAGCAAGAAAAAUCACAAUAUAUGUCGAAAGAGAUAUUUAUUUGGCCACAAAAAGGACGAAAACUGGAACUAAAUUGAAUUUUAUUGAAGUAAAAUGCGGAGCAUCUUUGAAUAUCAGACAUGAUUUUGAUUAUAAGGACGAUGCAUAUCAAGAUGAAGAAUUUUAUCACUAGUAGAAUAUCACUUAAAAGUCCAAUAAAUAAUUUGUUUAUGUAAUAUUUCAUAGAUUUGUCUUAAAAAUAAAACAACACGUAUAAAAAUAAUACAUUAUUAUUAUUAUAUUUGGCACCAACUAUGUUAACAAUUUGUUUAUGAAACAAUACGAUAUGCAUUGGAAAUGUAAAAUAGCCAAAAAAGUUAGAUUAACA